GUCACCAUUAACUUGUGUGAGAGAGAGACAUAUACUGAGUGGAGCUGGUCUCCACAAGCUUGCUGAUAUAACGGGGACUGGGAAUUACUGUAUACAAAAAGCUAGGCACAAAAUAUAAGCAAAAUACAGAAUCUGCCAAGGAGGAGAAGAACAAUUUAUUUAUAUGAAUUCAUCAAUACAUUUCUUAUAUACACUUGAGGAGUAUCUAAGAAGUGAGAGGUCUUGCUAAGCGUAAAGGAAGACCAUCAGAAGGAGACACCACCUGGAGUGGUAGUUUAUCAUUGGACUUUCAGGAAUCCUUACCAUUAAAAGAAAGAAUGGCUCUGUAUCAAGCUGCCACUUCAAAUAAAAAUCAGAUUUCCUCAACAAAUAUGCUAGGGGAGACUGAAAAUAUCACUGUGGCUGGUGGGUUGGCUAAUGUGAAGAAACGCUUCGAAAAGACGGGCAUUGCUUCCUCACGCAGUGCAGUAACUCAGUAUCAGCACAAAUCUGUAAAGGAAACAAGACAAAUCAAUACAGUCACAAACAGCACCCAAGUGAUUGAACAACAGGUUUCUCAAGGUGGAACUAAAUUUUCAUCCUCAGAAACAGAAAAGGCGUCUGCUCAUGAGCAAAGUAUCAGUGAGUCAAACAUGCUAUCUAAUUAUAAUCAAGAAGGUGAUGCAGUAGCUUUUGAAGAAAUGCCAAAGAAUUCCACACAAGUGCUUAAGGAUCAAUUUGAAAGAUCUCUCAAGGAAAAAAGUACCUGUGAAAAUGUUUCUUCUGAAGGAAAACAAGCAAAGAUUCAUUAUGACUAUCCAGAGUUUGAAUGGCCAAUCGUAAACACCAGCCUCAAUGACUCAGCAAGCAGAGCAUAUGAAGAAAUAACCACAGCUAUAACAGAACAUACUUCAUCUUCAGUUAAUGCUAGCUGUUCUAAUUUUGGGAGUUUAGAAGACUUUCCUCCACCUCCCCCAGAUAUUUUACAGUCAUCAGAAAAGGCAGACUUUUCCCAGUCCCCAGAACCUCUCAGCUCUAUAGAAAGACAUGGCACCACUGUAUCCAAAGAUUUGUAUUCCAAGCAAAGAAACCUUUUUGAACUUAAACGUUUAUAUAAGCACAUUCACCCAGAAGUUAGAAAGAAUUUAGAAAAGGAAAGUUAUAAUGAAGUUUCAGAUAUUGGGGCUAGUCAGAAUGAACAAAGUGGUAUACAGCAAGCUAAGUAUGCUUUUGAAAAUGCUGGAUAUAGCCAACAAAAAUGUGUUAGUCCUGAAAGAGAAUAUCUGGAAUGGGAUGAAAUUCUGAAAGGAGAAGUACAGUCUAUGAGGUGGGUCUUUGAGAAUCAACCGUUGGAUACAAUUAAAGAUGAAUCCUCAGAACAAAGUCAUAUUAAAAGUAUUGGUGAGCAGGAAAUUAUUGCUGGAGGAGAUGUGAAAUAUACAACAUGGAUGUUUGAGACACAACCAAUUCAUGCAUUAAGUACAGACCCUUCUAGUUCUUCAGACAAUGUUGAUAAGGUUCCUGAACUUGCAAGGGGAGAUGUUCGAACAGCUACUUGGUUGUUUGAAACACAGCCAUUAGAUGGUCUGAAUAAAAUUUACAAAGAAAAAUACACAUCUGAAAUUGCAGAUGGUAGUGAAGAUAUUAGAGAAGGUGAUGUAAAAACCAGAAAGCAUUUAUUUGAAACCCAUUUUAAUAGCCAACUUUGUUCCGUAGAUGAAAUAAAUUUGCUGAGACUUAGAUCUGAGCUCCAAGAAAUUAAAGGUGAUGUUAAAAGAACAGUAAAACAGUUUGAAACAGAACCUAAAUACUUCCUUAAAGACAGUUCAGGUAAAGUAAUGGAAAUUAAAACAGUUUGCAGGGAAGAUAUUGAGAAGGGUGAUGUCAAAACUGCAAGGUGGUUGUUUGAAACCCAACCUUUGGACACAAUUAAUCAAGAGGAAGUCGAAAUUAAGGUUGUCAGGGGGAUAUCUAUGGAAGAAAAUGUUAAAGGGGGUGUUGGAAGAGCAAAGUGGCUUUUUGAAACCAAUCCUUUAGACACAAUAAAAGAACAAGCUGAUUCUUUCAUUGAAAAGGAAACUGUAAUUGGUGCUGAUGUGUACCAAAAAUGUUGGCUUUUUGAAACAGUUCCAAUGGAUGUUUUAAAAGACAAUUCUAAUGAUAGGCCUCAGCUUGGAGAAGAAAUAAUAGGUGGAGAUGUCAGUAAUACAAAAUAUUUAUUUGAAACUGUUCCAAUGGAUGAACUCAAAGAAAAUGUUGAAGUAGGUAGGCUUAAACAAGUAGUUACAAUUGAAGAGGAGAAAGGGGAUGUGCGCCAUCAAAGAUGGGUUUUUGAAACAAAACCCCUUGAACAGAUCAGGGAGGAAAAAAAAGAAUAUAUUAGAACAGUAAAACUUGAUGACAUUCAUAGAGGGAAUUUCAGUAGUUGUAAAAAUGCAUUUGAAACAGAAAAUUGGUCAAAAUGUAGUCUUCCUCACAAAAUAAAUGUCGAACAUUUUGAUAAGGAUGCUGUAAAAAUUAACACGAAACUUUUUGAAACAACUCCAAUAUAUGCAAUUCAAGAUCGUUUUGGAAAUUAUCAUGAAGUUCAGACAAUACGUCAAGAGGAAGUUGUACGAGGUGAUGUACGAACCUGUCAGUGGAUGUUUGAAACUAUACCAAUUGACCAGUUUGUUGAAAGUGUUGAAAAAUAUCAGCUUAUUAAAGGAAUAUCAUCUCAAGAAAUACAAUCAGGGGAUGUAAAAACAGGAAAGUGGCUUUUUGAAACACAACCUUUAGAUUCAAUUAAAUACUUUAGUAAUGUAGAAGAUGAAGAAGUAAUUAAAGAAUAUGAUAUUGUUAAAGGAGAUGUUAAGAAGUGCAAAUGGCUAUUUGAAACUCAGCCAAUGGAAACUCUUUACGAAAAAGAUGAUACAAUCAGAAAUAAUGAUGACAUUCAGAAAGGAGAUGUAAAAACGUGUACCUGGCUUUUUGAAACUCAGUCAUUAGAUUUGAUACAAGAUGAAUCUGAAAAAUCAGUUAGCUUGCAAACUGUUCAUAAGGAGGAAAUCCAAGGUAAAGAUGUACAAACUGUCUGUAUUCUUUUUGAGACAGAGAAUUUGGAAAAUAUCCAGGGAGAAGAAAAAAAGGAUUUCAAACGAGUAGUUGAAACUGAUGUACAAUCAGGCGACGUUUCUACAAUGAAAUAUAUUUUUGAAAACCAGUCACUAGAUAAAAUUAGUACAAGUUCAGAAGAGGUCUUACAAAAAAUUAAAAGAAUGAAAUCUGAGGAUCUCCAGAAUGGAAAUGUUUUAAACUGCAGAUGGCUGUUUGAAAAUCAUUCUAUGGAUGAGAUAAAUGCAGACCAAAAUGAAAACAAAUCUACCUAUGCAAUUACAGAUGUGCAAGGUGGUAAUGUGAGAAAGGGCUGUUUUAUUUUUGAGACUUUUUCAUUAGAUCAAAUCAAACAUGAAACUUCAGAAGACCAUCUUAUAAGAACUGUUGGUGACAAUGAGAUAAUAAAAGGAGAUGUGAAAAAUUACACACUAAUGUUUGAAACAAAACCUCUUUAUGCUAUUCAAGACAAGGAAGGAUUUUAUCACGAAGUAACUACAGUAAAGAAGGAAGAAGUAUCUCAUAAUAAUGUUCGUGGAACAAGAUGGCUGUUUGAGACAAAACCUCUUGAUUCUUUUAAUGAUUCAGAAAACAUAUAUAUAAUUAAGGCUGUCACCCAAGAAGAUAUUCAAAAGGGAGAUGUUAGCUCUGUACGAUGGAAAUUUGAAACACAGUCAUUAGAUACAAUUUCUGAUCAUGUGAAAGAAAAUAUUUCCUCACUUGAAAAUAUUCAAGGGGGUAAUGUUCAGGCCAAUAAACAAUUCUUUGAAGAAGAACAAGAUAAAAAUCAGUUUGUGAGAACCGUAAGCAUAAGUGAAAUUAAACAUGGAAAUGUUAAAACAUCAACAUGGUUAUUUGAGUCACAUAAAAUAUGUGAAAUUCAUGGAGAUGAUUAUCAAAAUAUAAAGACAGUGACCAUGGAGGAUGUCAGUAAAGGUGAUGUAAAAGAAGCUAUUUGGUUAUUUGAAAACCAAUCUUUGGACUCAAUCAGAGAAGUUGAUGAAAGUGGGAAAGCGAUAACGAAGGACGAAAUUCCACAGGCAGAUGUGAGUACUACAACUUGGCUCUUUGAGACAACACCUCUGCAUGAAUUUAAUGAGCACAAAAUUGAGAGGCAAGAAAUCAUUGGGAAAAGUAUCCAAGAAACAUUAAGAGAAUUAUACAAUCGUAAGAUAGUUGAAUCACAUGGAAUUAUCUUAGAAGCAGAUGAAAUUGGUGAUGUCCGGAUGGCCAAAUAUCUACUCAUGAAUCAAGAAUCUCCAGAAAUUCAAAGAGAAGAAAUUAUAAGAGGAGACCUUCAGAACAUAAUGAUGAACUUACUUUCACAAAACAGCACCUCAGAAAGAAUGGUUUUAUUAAAUGAUGAAGAAAAAGGUAAUGUCCAGUUGACAAAAUCUCAGUUGUUAAACUGCUCAAGUGAUCUCCAGCUUAAAAGAGAGGAUAUUGUGAGAGGUGAUGUACAGGAAGCCAUCAAAAACCUUUUAAGUAGUGACAAUUUUGUAAAACAAGGAAUACUUAUUCAAGAAAAUGAGAAAGGAGAUAUACAAAUGACAGUAUAUUCACUUUUUAAUAAAAAUGACAGCAGUGAAAUUGAACGUGAUAAAGUUGUAGGUGGUGACAUUAAACGAACCAUUUCUUCCUUAAAGUCUUAUGUGACAUCCAAUGAAAAUUUUGAAAAGGUAAAAUUAGAUGAUUCAGAAAGGGGUAAUGUCCAGUUUUACACAACUUGCAUUGAAUCUGGAGCAUUAGAUUACUUAAGAAAACUACAAAAAACCUCAGAUGAUAUUGAAAUUAUUAAAGAAAAUGAAGAAAUAAUUGGAGGUGAUGUUGAAGGUACCAAAUUAUUGCUAAAAAGGCAUCAGUUUCAAGUUGAGCGUACUGUGGAUGAAGCUGACAUCAUCCCAGGAGAUGUAUGCAAUACAGUUAAAGUUUUUAUGACAGAGCCAGAUAAUAAAUCUCUCGCUAUAAAUAAAGAAGAGAUUACAAAAGGUGAUUUGAAAGCAACUUUAAAUUCACUUAGUCAAGCCAUAAAUCAGACUGUAGUUGUAGAGAAAGAAGAGAUCAUUAAAGCUGAUCUUCCAGCAACACUGAAGUCACUCAGUGAAUCACAGUAUCAAAUUAAAGAUAUAGAAAAGCCAGAUGUCAUCCCUGGUGAUAUUCAAGGAACCAUUGAUUCUCUUGAAAAAGCUGUAAACGUGACAUCAAAAUUUGCUAAAGAGGAAGUUAUUCAUGGAAACCUUGAGGCGACAUUGAAAUCAUUAAAAGAUGCACAGCGGUCUGUAAAGGAAGUGGAGAAAGAAAGUGUAAUCAGAGGCGACAUUAAUGCUGCAGUGCAAAGCCUGAUAAAUGUUUCUGCUGAAAAGAAAAAUGUUCAACAUCAAGUAAGUGUUCAGGGAGAUGUAAAAAGUACUAUGAAGACUUUGUUACAGCCAUCAGUUCAAACUGUUUACAGAAAAGCAAGUAUUGAAGGUGAUGUUCAAAGUACAAUUAAAACUCUUUUCCAAUCUGAUGACAAAGCUCACUGUAAAAAUAAAAUACUUAUAGAAGAUGCAGACCCCUCUGAACAGCUCUUAAUGGUGAAAAAUACUUGCAGAAAUCAGGAAAGUUCAUUACAUCAAAAUUUUACUGAAACAUCUGAUGCCUUAGAUGAUGUUAAUUUAAAAAAUGACAGAAUGCAAAAGAAAAAUGACUAUUCUGGACAAUAUAUUGAUAGCAGAGAAACAUUCUGCAAAGUGGAUAAAAAACAAGUGAAAGUAAAACAAUUGGAAACAAAUAAAGUCUGGAAGAAGCAUAGCACAUUGUCUGAUGCUCAAACUGCAGAACAAAUAGCUGAAGGAAAAACAUGUUUACUUCAAGGAUUAAGUGAGGAAGACAAAGGAAAAGCAUCUACAGACAUAAUCAAUCAAAACAAGGUGAUGCAAAAGGCAAAACUGUCAUCCAGUAUUAAUACCUCUAAAUCCACUGAAUCACAUCAAGCUAGAAAUGUGAUUAAUAGAGGAAGCUAUCAGGUAUCUGAUCAUGUUCACAAACAAGUGACAAACCAGCAGACACAACAUAAUCAGCAUUCAGGAAAAACUCUUGCAAGAAAUGAAGUAAACAUCCAACAAGCACAAGUUUUAGAUUCUAUCAAUAAUAACAUUGAAAAUGCAGAGAAUGUGCAUACCGUCUUGGACAUGAAUCUAACAAGAAAAGAAAAUGAAAAGAAAACGAAUGCUUAUGAAAAGAAAUGUAUACAAAAAGUUAUAGAAAAAAGUGAAACUGGUUCUUAUCAAGCAGAUGGUCAAUUUCUAAUGAAGAAUUAUUUACAGUCAAGAAAGGUAGUGAAAGAUCAAGAAAAAUCUGAUAGUCGUAUUCUACUUCCACCAUCGCCACCACCACCACCACAGCCUAUUUUGCCAUCAUUUAGGUCAAGUGCUGAACCUGAGCAUUUUCCUUCACCACCUCCACCAGUAACUGACAAACUUGAUCAUGAGGUUCUUCCACCAUUACCCUUAACACCUCCACCCCUUGUGCAGUACACAGAAUCAGCUCAUAAGAGAAUGAGUUCUCUGUGUCAUCAAGAUCAUGUGAGCUCACAUAGUGAACAGUCAAAAUUGUUUACUGGUAACUCCUCUGUAAAGAAGUUGGAGGCUGCACAUAAGGACUUUACAACUGAACAUGUUAGUAAGCCUACAGAAAAACAAAGGUUUGUGGUACCUCACAAGUCUAAACUUCCUGUUUUUCAGCAUAAAAAAGGAGAUACAUCAAUUAAUCAGAUUGCUAUAAGCAAGCAAUUCAGUGAGACGACAUCAGCAUCAGAAUAUGAACAAAAAAUCAGUGCAUAUCAAUCCAACAGAGAAAGUGUAGAACAUUCAGAAUCUAUCUGUGAAUCAGAAACAAUUCAUCAACAAAUUGUGACACCCAAAUCUAAAGAGUUAAUCUCGUUAGGAAUAUUGCCAGAUGUAAAAAUAAAGCAUAGCUUAGAAGAUAUGGAAAAUGUUAAAAUUAAUAAAAAUAGAAAAGAAGCAACAUCUUUGGUGUAUGUACAAAAUACAAGUAAUAGUCACACAAAUGCAGAAGACUAUGAACAAUCAGCAUGUGAUCGUGAAAUUAAAAAUAUUCAUCAAGAGACUUUGCAACCCAAGAAGAGAGUGUUAUUCUCGCCAAGUGUAUCACCAGCAUUGCAAACAGGCACUUCACAAGCUAAAAAUGUUAAUAGAACUAAUGUAACCAAUAAAGAAACAGCAUUUUCAGUAUAUGAACAAACAUCAAACAGUAAUCAGUUAAAUGCAGAAGAUCUUGAACAGAUAGCAUGUGAUCGUGAAUUAGAACAAAUUCACCAAGAAACUUUACAAGCCAAGAAAAAGGUGUUUUUUUCACCAAGAAUGUCUCCAGCAUUAAGAACCGACACUCCACAAACGAAGCCAAAACCAUAUGUGAGAAAAUUUAAAACGCCACUUAUGAUCGCAGAAGAAAAAUACCGUCAGCAAAGAGAAGAGAUGGAAAAAAAUAAGGAAAAAGUCAUAUUUCCUGUGCCUGCAUCUCUUGACAUUGACUGUAAAAAAAAUAAUUUAGCAGAAAACUUGGAAAUCACAAAAUCUUCAUUGAGUGGAUUGUCACAUACUAUAGUGACAGCAAAUGAUGAUGUCAAGAAUCAAGUAUGUCUUUCUAAUGCAGUUGAUUCUUUAAUAUUGAAAGGGGAACACCAGAAUGCAUAUGAUCAUGUAACCAUGCAAAAGUCUAGCUUAACAUCGAAUGCAAGCAGUCUUCUAAAAAGUGAAACAUUAACACAGGAAACAAAAUUGAAGCAAUUAACUAAGGUGGUUAAAGAAGACAAAGCAAUAGAAUUAACAAAUCAGCAGUACAUAGUCAAUGAAUCAAGACAAGCAAACAAUGUUGCUCAAGCAAAAGGUAUGGAUGUUUCUUCAAAACCUGAGGCUAAAACUCUAAAUAACAGCUCACUGGAGCCUAACAAGUCUGAAAUUAAUUUGAAACAGAUUAAAAGUGGUGACAGCACGAAAUCAAGUAAAAAUGUUGCUCAGAGAGUGACUGAUAAGAGUGAAAGUGUGCAGUUAUGUGAAAAGAACAUACACCAGAGAUCAAAUACUCAAUCAAUUUCACAUAGUUCAGAACAACAAAAAAUAGGUAAAUCCAUGAAUGUAUUAAUCACCUCCAAUGAUGAAGAAAUGACAAAAGCACCCAACAGGAAUAUAGAUAUUUCUGUAAUCAAAGAAAAUGAAUCUCUAUAUGCACCCCAACUACAAAAAGAGCUGGUUAAAAAAGAUACCUCAGUGAGGCGAAAAACAUUUGACAUAAAGAAACACCCUGAAAAGCCCAAGGUAAUUGUGGAGAGCAAAACACACCAAGAGUCAACUGCAAAAAAAGAACAAGUUCAAGAAAAACAAGAAUUUACCCAAAAUAUUGUAAAGGACAAACAUAUGCAUGAAACACAAUCUAAAAAUGAAAUUAAAGAAAAGAGACAGCUGUUAUUAUCAUCUAUGGAAUCACAAAACAAAAAGGAAAUUAAGCAAACAGAUGUAAUAGAGUGCCUUAGAAAAUGUGAGGAACUGAAGAAAGUUGUUUUAGAAGUGAAUCAAUUUGAAUUAAAUCCAAACACAUUGAAUAAGAACACAUUUAAGGUUUUUCUAAAUAUUGUCCCCUCAUGGUUGAUUGGUGCAGACAAAAAGAAUGACAUAGCUGAUAUAUCAGCGUCAUGCUCUUUAGAUGAGAUUACAAAGCACAUAUCAUUCAUUAAACACUAUGCACUAGAGAUGCAGUCAUCUUUAGAGGACACUAUACAUGCAGCAAUACAAGGUUCCUCAACUACAAAAGGUAGCAAUGAAUCUAGCACAAUUUCUGGGAUAUCACAUAAGCAAAUAAAAAAUCUCUCCAAACAAGUAGAAAAAUCAAAUAUAGCAAUUCAAGAAAAAACAAAAGUUAGUAAUGAGUUUAGUAGAGUAGCUGGCAACAUUAAACAAUCAGAUUUCAGGUCAUGUUCACCUUCUUUGAAAAUGAGAUCUCCUUCCCCUACCUAUAUAACGAUAGAAUCUACAGCAAGGCGUACAGAAUCGCCUCAGAAAGAACAUCCACAAUGUGCAUCUCCUCAACAAAAAGAACCUUCAGCAGUGCCCCUUCCACCACGCAGAUCCGUCACACCUAAACUUGCCUCCUCCCCAUUACCACAAAAAAGUCGUUCCGAACAACUUGCAAAACUAAAAGACACCACAGCAAAAUUGUCUCAUGGAAAAGCACAACCUAGAGCAGUCACCCCUGUUCCAAUAGUAGUGGAAAAAAAGUGUGAGAUUGUUCAUUCCCCUGCUACUCUACGCAGACAGUUGAAAAUUGAAAGCCAUGCAGCUGAAUCUAUUUGUACAACAACUGCCCCUGCAAAUGAGGUAUCUGUCAGCAUAGUGAAGGCAAGGAAGGAAGUUCAUGAAGAUGAUAAAAAAACAGAAGUACAUAAAGUUCAUACCCAGAAAGAUUCAAAACAUACUUCAGAAUGGCUGGGCCAAGACAUCGAUAGCUUGGAUGUUGUUUCAGUUACAAAAAAAAUUGAGAUUCCUAAUAUACAUUCUUAUGAAUCAACAGAGAAAAAGUUCUUCAAAAGAGAAGAACCCACUUUGCAUGAAAAAUUUAAAUUUGAAAAAAAAGAUAAGAGUCACAAGACAGCUGAAAGUGAAACAAAAUAUAUUAAUUUUAACACAAACAAAGCUAACCAAUCUGUAAACAAGAGUGCCUACCAGGAAAACAAUAGAUCUGCCCCUGAAACUAUACCUUCCCCCCAGGAUUUCAAUAAAGGUAAAGUCAGGACUGUCCCUAUAAGACAAAUAAAGGGCAAUAAAGAAAAUGCUUCUAAGCAAAUAUAUAUAAACAGACACCAUGACAAUACAGACCAUUUAUUCAGUCCCAUGAUGCACUCUGAAACAAUAUCCAUCUCUGAACAAGUUUCUGGUGUAGGCAAAGUAGAAAAGAAAUCGGGAAGAUUAAGAGUACCACAAAGUUCUGAAAGUGUAAAACCUGGAUUUGAUUUCAAACAUGCUCCCCCAACAUAUGAAGAUGUCAUAUCAGGUCAUAUGUUAGACAUCUCUGCUGCUGAAUCCCCAGAGGAAUUAAUGAAAAAUUUUCAAAAGACGUGGGAAGAAAGUGAAAGAGUCUUUAAAAGUCUUGGUUAUACAGUUUCUGACACCUCUGAAAUGAGAAGUAGCUUUCAUCAGGAAGAAUUUAUUUCCGAAAAUGCUGCAUCAGGUCAAGGAAAUUUGUAUUAUUUGUCAAAAGAAGGUAUACCCAAUGGAAUCCCUAAUGACAGACAAGCAGAUCUAUCAUAAGAAUUGCUUCCGCUGCAGCCACUGUGGCAACAGGUUAAGCUUGGGAAAUUAUGCAUCCCUCCAUGGACAGACAUACUGCAAACCCCACUUCAAACAACUUUUCAAAUCAAAAGGAAAUUACGAUGAAGGUUUUGGAUAUAAACCCCACAAAGAGCUUUGGAACCCUAAAACUAAAAU
This is a messenger RNA of Bombina bombina (fire-bellied toad), 10553 nucleotides long. It is a transcript of the gene XIRP2, whose product is annotated as xin actin binding repeat containing 2. The transcript has 9 exons. Lineage: Eukaryota; Metazoa; Chordata; Amphibia; Anura; Bombinatoridae. Gene Ontology annotation, cellular component: stress fiber; focal adhesion. Gene Ontology annotation, molecular function: actin filament binding. Bases 318 to 10376 code for a protein of 3352 amino acids. The record is from RefSeq and is a predicted model, not a curated record. Gene Ontology annotation, biological process: actin filament organization; actin cytoskeleton organization.